GCCACGGAACUCGGCGGGUGUACGUAGGAGAGCUCAGGCGGUGUCGUGACGUGCGUGCUGGGCUCGGUUCAUCCCGCGUUUCCUAAAUCCGCGCCGCACUCAGCUGUUUAUUUUUGCGUUAAGAACGAUACAGGAAAAUAAAAUGCGAUUUUGUUCGAUUUCCUAAAAAGGAAAAUUUAUAUAUUUCUACUUGAUGGAUACAUGCUAAUUAGAAUAUGAGCGACUGCUGAUAACAGCUGCCUUAUGCUAGAGUUAUCACUACUUACUGCUCUCGAGUGAUAAAAUGACAUUUUUAUAGCGUGUACGUAUCCGUCGAACACCUGACCUAGUUGUGUUCAUUAGUGACUUUGAAGCAACGGCACCGCUCGGGAACAUACCAGAGAGAGCUUUUGCGAGGCCGCUGGACCGAUGCUGAAGCAGCGCGCUCUUGCCCCUGCCCGGAGAUGAUCCCCGGGCGGCCGUGAGAAUGUCGUGCAGCAUCCGCGUGUACGGUCACAACCAGUACGUGUCCGUGAUCUGCACGUGCCGGGAGUGUGGCGAGGGCCGGCCGUGCAUGCGCCGGGACCAGCCCGGGAAGCCCCCCCUCCCCGGCGCCCCCCCUCCCCCGAUGCCCCUCACCUCCACGCCCUCCAGCAGGUCCCUGCCCGAGGGGUGCGAGGCUCGAGGCGCGGGCGGCGUCUGGCGACGCUCGUCUAUCAACACGCUGGACUUCUCUCUGGACUCGUCGGUGGACUCGUCCUCGUCGUCGCUCCUCGACCGCUCGGGCUCCUGCUUCAGCGCCGCCUCGCACGACUCGAGGCCGAGCCGCGCCUCUAGCGACCCAGAGCACUCGUUCGCGCCCGCGCACUGGGCCUUUCCCCAGGACACCCACAGAGGCAGUCAGUCGUCCAGUGCCACGCUAGAGCACCGGGAAGCUGUGCCGGGGGAGGAGGACCCCGGCUGGAGGGGCAAGGGCAACGCCAGCAGUAGCCUCCCGCCGUCAUGGCAGCAGCAGCAGCAGCAGCAGAAACAGCAGGGGGAGGACUCGUCGCUCUCGCGCAAGAUCCAGGCCGCGUUCAGCUACCGCCUUCAGGACGCCUACAACAGGGCCAUGACGGAGCGGUUUCCAGAGUCACGACCAGGAGAUGCGCACCGUCUCAGCGCUGACGCCGGUGCCAUGCUCCGUGCUCAACAGCAACAGCAACAGCAGCAACCUUCCCCUCAGGGCGGCAGCACCAGAGACCUGACGCCGUACUCCCAGCAACAGCAGCAGCAGCAGCAACAGCAGCUGGGCAAGACCCCCGUGAGGGACUUGGGCGGCGGAUCAGCCCCUGCCCUCAAGACGCAGCCCACCAGGGACCAGCCCCAGAUAGACCCAGUAGAGCGCGAGAUAUACGGUUGA
Messenger RNA from Penaeus indicus, 1381 nucleotides. RefSeq lists its product as uncharacterized. The transcript is spliced from 4 exons. Lineage: Eukaryota; Metazoa; Arthropoda; Malacostraca; Decapoda; Penaeidae. The record is from RefSeq and is a predicted model, not a curated record. The coding region runs from base 467 to 1381 and encodes 304 amino acids.